Cordyceps fumosorosea ARSEF 2679 is the source of this 1626-nucleotide messenger RNA. RefSeq names its product mucin. Gene Ontology annotation, molecular function: cyclin-dependent protein serine/threonine kinase regulator activity; protein kinase binding. Gene Ontology annotation, cellular component: nucleus; cyclin-dependent protein kinase holoenzyme complex. NCBI's taxonomy places the organism in Eukaryota, Fungi, Ascomycota, Sordariomycetes, Hypocreales, Cordycipitaceae. The transcript is spliced from 3 exons. The coding region runs from base 1 to 1626 and encodes 541 amino acids. Gene Ontology annotation, biological process: regulation of cyclin-dependent protein serine/threonine kinase activity. The record is from RefSeq and is a predicted model, not a curated record.
AUGCCGUCCCAGGAGAGCCCCUCCCGGCAAACCUCGGAUACACUCAUCUACCAUAGCCUCCAAAUACCGAAAUGCAUCAGCCCAGCAGGAGGAAACCUGGCAGACUUUGCCGCACAGAUGACAUGCCUUUUCUGGUUCCAGUCAGUAGAUGACCUCAAAAAAGCCGAAUCUAUUCGCUCGAUUCCCGCUGCCGCCACGCUCCCCCGACUGGCCUCGCUAGCCAAGCCAUACGAGCAGUUUCGCAAAUGGGUUUUGAAUGUUCUUCAGACGACACAGGUGACGCAAAAUGUCAUCUUACUUGCGCUCCUCUUCAUAUAUCGAUUGAAGAUGUCAACUCCGCAGAUCAAGGGCCGCGCCGGCAGCGAGUACAGGCUGCUUACUGUUGCCCUGAUGCUGGGUAACAAGUUCCUCGAUGAUAACACAUACACCAACAAGACUUGGGCCGAGGUAUCCUGCUUCGCGGUCCAGGAGAUCCAUGUCAUGGAAGUCGAAUUUCUCAGCAACAUGCGAUACAACUUGCUGGCUUCCAAGGAGGAAUGGGAGCUGUGGCUGACCAAAUUGGCCUGCUUCCACGAAUACUACGACCAGGCCUUGCGUCAACCUUCAUCACCCCUGCACGUCGCUGUCAAUGCGGGCGUAUUCCAAUCACCGAUAUCGUCGCCCAAGGCCAACAUGAUAUCUAUGGUGCCUGACCUGGCUCCGUACACUCCCACUACGGCCAAAACAUUCUCUCCAACUUCGAGUCACUCGCAAGAUUGGCGCACGUACCAAGCAAACGCCGUCUCACCGCUUGCUUCCAAGCCCGCUCGCCUUGCUACUUCGCGCAAGAGAAGCCCCGAAUAUGAUGCUAUUGAUCAUCCUGCCAAAAGACAGAUGGCUCCAGAGUUUACACUCGGUACCGUGCCUAGCAACAGUGUCCGGCCUGCCGGUGCCAUUGAAGCCCGAGUACCCGUCCCUCAGUUGAGCAUUGUUACGAGUCAGCCCCAGUCAACGGGGUUACCGUACAUGCCCGCAGCUCCGUCUUAUACCUCUGCUUCCAACGCAGCUCUCCCGCCACUUCAGCCCGCCGUGCGUGCUAUGUCGACUGUGUAUCAGCGCCCAGCGAGUGGCGGUCUGCCCCAGCACCAGCAGCAACCUCAACCUCAGUCCCAGCAGCAGAUGAUGCCGGCAGCGACCUUGGCUCCGAACUUCCCGGUUUCAGCAACCGCCGUUCAUCCUCCUGUGAAUCUCGGCACUCCUAGCAAGCGACGCAGCCCCGCUCAUCUAAGUCAAUACACAUCGUCGCCGAUGGUAGAACCUUACACAACGGGAUCCGCCAUCCCUACGCCUCUCGCACUGACGCCUCUCGCACUGACGCCUCUCGCCAACUCGCCAAGCAUCUACCUGCAGCAGCGCUCGAGUCCUUACAAACCCAUACGACACGUCAACAGGCUCCUGCACCCUGUCGCGACAUCUUUGGAUCAAUACCAUUUGUCUGUACCGAUUCCCCCCAACCACAUUCACUAUCAGCCUCUAGGCCGACGCAACGAUGUGCGGACUGGCGUGGUUCCUGAAUUUGUCAUGUACAACAGACAACAGCAGCAGCAUCUGCCGCUACAAGGCCGGCAUCAGGGCGUGUACCCCUAG